GCAGAGGCGAGUCUGGGAGGAGGGCAGGAAAUCAGGGAAAGGGGCAGAGAGAGGAGUGUGACACUGGGAGGUGCAGCCACUGCCUUUGCUCUCCGGAUCCGGGACUCAUGGGGCGGCUGCUGCUGCAGCACAGAGUGGGAGCCCGGGCACAUCUUCCCUCCGCCGCUGCCGCCGCCGUCUAACUUGCAACUUUCUGCUUCUUUGUAUUGUUUGCGUGCGGCUAGCCCUUCCCGCUGCGCCGUGUGUGCCCGAAUGCAGCAGCGCCUGUAGGCAAGUCCCGCCUGCCCUGAGAGCGCAUGUAGCGCAGUUUGGCAGCGCUAAUCUCUGCACAAGUGUCCGGGCUUUGUGAGGAGUUGUGUGCGGAGCCCCCCGUCCCCCCGUGUAGUAACUGCUGCUGCUGGGCGCUCCCCCCACAAUGCCGGAUCUGAUCAGUGUGUCGGAAUUUGUGUGUGAGACCAAUGAGGAUUACAAGUCCCCCACUGCCUCCAAUUUCACCAACAGGCUGAGCCAGUGCAGGAACACGGUCGUGGCUAUAGAUGAGGCUCUGGAGGUUGAUCACACGAUUCUGAACAAAAUGAAGAAAUCAGUCAAAGCCAUUCACACUUCUGGUCUGACCCACGUGGAAAAUGAGGAGCAGUACACUCAAGCACUGGAAAAAUUUGGAAGCAACUGUGUUUGUCGGGAUGACCCUGAUUUGGGAACAGCCUUCUUAAAAUUCUCCGUCUUUACCAAGGAGCUAACAGCACUUUUCAAGAACCUGGUACAGAACAUGAAUAACAUUAUCACAUUUCCACUGGACAGCUUACUGAAGGGAGAUCUUAAAGGGGUAAAAGGGGAAUUGAAAAAGCCAUUCGAAAAAGCCUGGAAAGACUAUGAAACUAAAGUGACCAAAAUUGAAAAGGAGAAGAAGGAGCACGCCAAGAUGCAUGGUAUGAUUCGCACUGAGAUCAGUGGGGCUGAAAUUGCUGAGGAAAUGGAGAAAGAAAGACGGGUUUUCCAGCUCCAAAUGUGUGAGUACCUGCUGAAAGUGAAUGAAAUAAAGAUUAAAAAAGGAGUAGAUCUGCUGCAGAACCUGAUUAAGUACUUCCACGCACAGUGCAACUUUUUCCAGGAUGGAUUGAAAGCUGUUGAGACUCUGAAGCCCUCUAUUGAAAAACUUUCAACCGAUCUGCACACGAUCAAGCAAGUCCAGGAUGAAGAGAGGAAGCAGCUUAGCCAGCUAAGGGAUAUCUUAAAAGCUGCCCUACAAGUGGAGCAGAAGGAGGAUUCACAGAUCCGACAGAGCGUCGCUUACAGCUUGCAUCAGCCACAGGGAAACAAGGAACACGGCUCUGAGAGGGACGGCUAUCUCUAUAAGAAGAGUGAUGGAAUCAGAAAGGUUUGGCAGAAGAGGAAAUGCACAGUACAAAAUGGCUUUCUAACCAUAUCUCAUGGCACAGCAAACAUUCCGCCUGCAAAGCUGAACCUCUUAACCUGUCAAGUGAAAACCAACCCAGAGGAAAAGAAGAGCUUUGACCUUAUCUCACAUGAUCGGACAUAUCACUUUCAAGCAGAGGAUGAAACAGAGUGCCAAAUAUGGAUGUCUGUGCUUCAGAACAGCAAGGAAGAAGCCUUAAACAAUGCAUUCAAGGGAGACCACAGUGCAGGGGAGAACAACAUUGUUCAGGAACUCACUAAGGAAAUAAUAUCUGAUAUCCAGAGAAUGCCAGGGAACGACGUGUGCUGUGACUGUGGUGCAUCAGAUCCAACUUGGCUUUCCACAAACCUGGGGAUCCUUACAUGCAUUGAGUGCUCUGGGAUACACAGAGAGCUGGGCGUGCAUUACUCCAGAAUACAGUCUCUUACACUGGAUGUCUUGGGAACUUCUGAGCUUUUGCUUGCCAAAAACAUUGGGAACUCAGGUUUUAAUGAACUAAUGGAAGCCUGUCUGCCUGCUGAUGAUUCCGUGAAGCCUUCACCUUGCAGUGACAUGAAUGCACGGAAAGACUAUAUCACCACCAAGUACAUAGAAAGAAAGUACGCAAGGAGAAAAUACCAUGACAAUGCCUCUAAACUGCAUGGCUUGUGUGACGCCGUCAAAUCCAGAGACAUCUUUACACUGGUACAGUUACAUGCUGAAGGGGUGGAUCUCACCGAGGGCAUACCACUUGCCAAUGGACACGAACAAGGUGAGACUGCACUCCAUCUCGCUGUCAGAUCAGUUGACCGCAAUUCCUUGCACAUAGUCGACUUUCUUGUACAGAAUAGUGGCAACUUGGACAAACAGACAGCGAAAGGAAGUACUGCUCUUCAUUACUGCUGCUUAACAGACAAUGCCGAGUGCCUUAAACUGCUGCUGCGAGGCAAAGCCUCCACAGACAUAGCUAACGAUGCAGGAGAAACGCCGUUGGACAUAGCGAAAAGGCUCAAGCAUGCACAGUGCGAGGAUCUGCUGAUACAAGCCAUGAAUGGAAGGUUUAACGCUCACGUUCAUGUGGAAUAUGAAUGGAGGCUGCAUCACAUGGACCUAGAUGAAAGCGAUGACGACAUGGAUGAAAAAAUACAGCAGCCAAGCCCUAUCCGCAGAGAGGAGAGGCCUGUCAGUUUCUUUGGAAUAAACCAGGGCCAGCCUAGUGUUGCCUGCUUAGCCAGGGAAGCAGCCAGUAUUGCUAAGGACAAGCCAAGGACUUUCCUGCCAAAUAUCAUUCAGAAUGAAACCUAUGGAGCAGUCAUUGGUAACAGCAACUCCCCAGGCAAUGCUACAGGUCCUUCUACUACCAAUGCUCCUCCUUUGCCUCCCCGAAACACUAUAAAAGUUCAUUCAACUAUAUUUGGCAGUAGCAUACACCCCACACCUUCCAACACCCCAGCCUGGAAAGCUAGCUCAGUAACACCGGAAAGUGGCAGCAGACAGAGGUCCUCAUCUGAUCCGCCAUCUAUACAGCCCCCUGUGCCACCUGUCCGCGUAACAUCCACUGCCACAAAUUCACCGCCACCCCCUCCGGUCACUAAGACAGCCAGUGUUAUUGAAGCCCUUAGCCAGCACUCCAAGCAGAGCCCUCCACCUCCAGUUCCGCUGAACAAGCCUGUCCCUCCGCCGGUCCCACCUCAGCCUGCCAACCGCCCCUUACACAAAAGGCCGGCUCCUGGGAUUGACAAACCCCCUCCAACAGCCAAGGGGCCACCUCCUGCUUUGGUGACUGCGCCACCGUCUGCAGCUGCAGAAUUCCCUUCAGACACAACAGCCUUGCAGCCUGGAUCCAAACCCAGCAACCGAACACAGCCACCAGCACCCAUGCCACGGAAAUCCCAGCUGCCCAAAAUGAAGCCCAAGAGGGUGAAAGCAAUAUACCACUGUUCAGCUGACAAUCCGGAUGAGCUGACCUUCUCAGAGGGUGAAAUUAUUGUGGUUGAUGGGGAGGAAGAUAAGGAGUGGUGGAUUGGACACAUAGACGGAGAGCCAAACCGAAGAGGUGCCUUCCCUGUGUCGUUUGUGCACUUUAUCGCUGAAUAACCUUCAGCCCACCAGCCUGCCUAGAUCAAACUCCCGCGCCCCUGCAGGGAGGCCAGCCACAUGGGUGACACCCACACAGAGUGUCCCUUGCACUGAGUGCAGCCUGAGGCGCCACCAAUGAGCAACGACCUUCUGCCUUCCCUUCCAACUCCAGCCGACCAUCAGUGGUUUUGCUGCAAACACAGACCCAGAGAUUUUGUUAGGUGUUUUCUAUCCCCCUGUAUUUAUUUUUCCUUAAAGGAAGGUUUUUACCAUGUUGGAUGUAGAUAUUCAUGUUGAACACUAGGGAGAUGUCUGCAGAUUUCCCCCUGUACUCUGUGGAUCUAUUGUACCAUGCUGGCUUCAUGACAUAGCUUUGGCCUGGGGUCCAAUUCCUGUUCUCUGUGGGGAGGGACUAAUGUACAUUGCAGGGCAAUGCACUACACAACUAACCUGCAGUUAGAGGGUUAAUGACUAGGGAUUGUAUGUAACCUUUGUUUUUUUCUAGUUAGUAAAUUAACUCUGUGUUGUUUUAUAGAAUGAAGCUUUUAUCUCAGUGAUUUUAUAUCCAAGCCUAGUCACAUACAAAUAUACACUGGCUCUCCUGAGUCCAAAGUGUGGAUAAGGUCCCAUCAGCCAGUGCAGGUUUCCAACAUUAGGGCUGAAAAGCAUGUAUUUCAAUGGGAGGUGGGCGGAACUGGCAGUAUUUAUACUGGCACGUGGUGUUAUUAACCCUAUUGUCCAUGGGUUGCCAGCUGCUAAUUCAGAUUUAUGGGGUCCUACUGAUACCUGAUUCUUGACUCCUUUACAUAUCAGUUGUCCCAGGUCCAUGUAUGUGGCCCUCUGCUGAUGGGAUUUCUGUACCCACCCCCCAGAGUGAUUCAGCUGUUCAGAUUAGCCCAAUUCAUCCACAUAAACAUCUGCUGGUUUAGUGACCUGGUCAAGGGAGCAUUUGCUGUUGCUACAUAAUCGUUGGUGCCUUUUUUACCCUUGUUAUCAGAAUAACGGAGACCAUUGGCUGAUGUAGAUAUUAUCCACAA
Xenopus tropicalis (tropical clawed frog) is the source of this 4512-nucleotide messenger RNA. RefSeq names its product ArfGAP with SH3 domain, ankyrin repeat and PH domain 2 (gene asap2). The coding region runs from base 416 to 3493 and encodes 1025 amino acids. Gene Ontology annotation, cellular component: membrane; Golgi apparatus; cytoplasm. Gene Ontology annotation, molecular function: GTPase activator activity. Lineage: Eukaryota; Metazoa; Chordata; Amphibia; Anura; Pipidae. The transcript has 28 exons. The record is from RefSeq and is a predicted model, not a curated record.